Diabrotica virgifera virgifera (western corn rootworm) is the source of this 1418-nucleotide messenger RNA. RefSeq lists its product as uncharacterized. Gene Ontology annotation, cellular component: nucleus; transcription regulator complex. The record is from RefSeq and is a predicted model, not a curated record. Bases 511 to 1062 code for a protein of 183 amino acids. NCBI's taxonomy places the organism in Eukaryota, Metazoa, Arthropoda, Insecta, Coleoptera, Chrysomelidae. The transcript has 2 exons. Gene Ontology annotation, biological process: regulation of transcription by RNA polymerase II.
GCAUCUUAAAAUAAAUUAGGCAUCCUUUUUUGUUGCACCAUAUCUCGGUUAGUUUGAAUGUAAUCGAAAUUUAACAGUGCGGUCGUUUUAAAGGUCUUUUCAGGCAGUACAUACUUACAAAAGAUACUGGUAGCAUACUUUUAAAAUCGACCAUUUCUUUGUUAUUUUAAGUUGAACACACCGAUUUGAACAUGCACAAAAAAAUUCUUUCACCUACCAUAUCUCUUUUUAUAAUAUCACUAGAAGGCUGAUGAAGGAACGAAUCUCUUUGAUUUUUCAUAAGCUACAAAAAUGUUUAAUAUAGUUUUUUUUAGUUAGGCAUUCUGCAUACGGAGCGUAUCGUCAUAGACGCGUAUUAGAUGCGACGUACGAAAGGCAUACGCUUUCGUGCUGCUCACUUGUGUCUUUAUGGAAUACUGUACACGAAGCGUAAGCGGCGCGGAAUCGUCAACGCAGACAAGCUUCAAUCCGCCAGGCGUACAACGAUGUCAGUAGCUUGCAGUACAGAGAAUGGCGGAUCAAAUAUUAAAAUUUGUCCAACUGAUUGAAAAUUAUCAGUGUUUAUAUAAUAACACUCUACAAGAGUACUCCAGAAAAGACGUGACUGAAAAAGCGUGGUCAGCAGUAGCCAGGCAAAUACAGUGGUCAGAGGCUGAUUGUAAAGAAAAGUGGAAGAACAUUCGCAAUGGGUUUGUCCGGAGCCUAAAACCAUCCCCAUCUGGCUCUUCAGCAAAAGCAAAAAAACCUUACUACUUGCACGACGUUAUGCAGUUUGUAUUGCCAUAUAUAAGACCGGUCCAACAUUUAGAAAAUACUGGAAAUAUUUCGCUACCAGACACUGCGGUAUUGACGCAGCCAGAUGAAGAUGAAUCAUCUCAAGUACUGCCAAACGAAAACAUACCUGAAAACAAUACUGAAGAAAAUAAUAACACUUCAGUAAUAGAAUCAUCAAAACGUGUUCGGGAAACUAUCUCUAGCCACAGAAAAAAGAACAAAUGUAUUAGACAAGGCGACGUUGUUGAUCAAGCAGUUUUACAAUAUGUAAAUCAAAAAAAAAGAUAGGAAUACCCUAGAAUCACCAGAUGAUGAUCGAAAGAUGUUUCUUUUAAGUUUACUACCUGAUGUAAAAAGCCUAUCUGACAAAAAUUUACGAACGUUCAAAAUACAAACUCUAACGUUAAUCGAACAGUUAAUCACACAACAAGACCAAAAUAAUCUCACUCAACACUUUCCGAUAUACGAUACUUCAAGAAUAGACUAUCAGCACCACGAAUUAGCAUCACAUUCCUCAAGUGGAUUUUCAAUGAAUACAGUCGGCACACCCGAUUCUUCGCCCAAUGAUGUUGCCACAACUUCAUUUCAUAGAAUUAAUUGCAGCACAGUUACUACUGAUGACAUUUCUUCUCCUUCGACCAAUA